This is a messenger RNA of Armigeres subalbatus, 3966 nucleotides long. RefSeq lists its product as uncharacterized. The record is from RefSeq and is a predicted model, not a curated record. NCBI's taxonomy places the organism in Eukaryota, Metazoa, Arthropoda, Insecta, Diptera, Culicidae. The transcript is spliced from 3 exons. The coding region runs from base 1 to 3966 and encodes 1321 amino acids.
AUGGUUUUUUGUGACCACUGCCAACAGUGGUACAAUUUCGGCUGUGUUGGCGUCACAGCAGAAGUAAAGGACAUUUCUUGGUGCUGUCAAAAGUGCAGUGGAGGUGGUAGUGAUUACUCUGGUUCGUCCGAGCUGCAAGAGGAGUUGAAGAAGCUCGAAAAGGAGAAGAAGAAGCAGAAGCGGGAACUGGAAAGAGAGAAGAUUUUGCAUCGGAAGCGCCUGGAGGUCCAACAAGAAUUGUUUGAGAUGCGCCAGCAGCUGGAAAAGGAAAAGCGGGAUAUGGAACUGGAGUUCGAGAAGGCACAAAUGGAGAAGAAGAUUGCCGAAGAAGAAGCCCACCAGAGGAAACUGGACGAAAUGCGGACGGAGAUGGAAGAGAAGCUGCAGCAGUUGAAGCUAAAGCGGAGAACGGAAAUGGACACUGGAAAAAGGAGUCAAAGGGAGCUGAAGAUUGCGGAAUUGGAGCAUUCGAAGCUGGGGAAAAACCUCGAGAAGAAAAAAUCGGGGAACAAAAUGCCCGGAAAAGCGGAUGCAGCGAUUGCGAAAUUCAACGAUCCGAGAGGAGCCUACCGCAAACACUCGACGCCGACAGUUGCUCAGAAACUCGCACCAAAGUCGAUCGGAGAUCCAUCAACUCUGCCGGAGAGUUUUCUAAUCGGGCACGAUGGAAAUUCGACGCCUGUCGGACGUUCAGGGGUUCCCAAACCGGAAAAGGGGAAGCGUAGCAAGAAGUGGCAGAUAGCGGAAGAAGAGUCGGAAUCUGAAAUGAGUUCCGAAGAAGUAGAAGAAGAACAGUCCGUUGAAGAGGAGGUAAGCCAAGAAGAAGAAGGAAGUUCCAUCGAGGACGAAGAGAGCUCUUCGGAAGAGGAAGAAGGCUGUAAGGAAGAAGAAAGUCCGGAGAAUUCUGAAGAAGAGAGAGACAGGGAGAAGUCACGUAGGAAGCAAGGAGAAGUCAGGCGUGGUCGACAAAAUCGGCAGCAUAAACCAACGAAGGCGCAGAUGUCCGCUAGGCAGUUCCUAUCCAGGAAGUUGCCGACAUUUUCCGGCAAGUUAGAAGAGUGGUCGAUGUUCGUCAGUAGCUACGAGACGUCGACGAAGGCGUGCGGCUUUUCCGACGUAGAAAAUUUGGCCCGGCCACAGGAAUGCCUGAAAGAAGAGGCGCUGGAAGCGGUCAGGAGUAGGUUCGUUCUGCCGAAAUUAGUCCCAGAAAUAAUAGAGACGCUGCAGAUGCUGUAUGGGCGACCUGAGCGACUGUUGAACAUGCUGCUUGCGAAAGUGCGCAAUGCAGCGCCUCCAAAAGCAGAUCAAUUGGCGAGUUUCAUCGGCUUCGGCGUGGUGGUGCAGCAGCUAUCUGACCAUCUAGAAGCUACAGGGUUAACUUCGCAUCUGGUGAACCCCAUGCUUAUUCAAGAGCUGAUAGAGAAGCUACCAGCAGGGACGCAGCUGGAAUGGGUACGAUACCGAAGGAAGAGCAAGGUGGUGACGCUGCGGACGUUGUCAAAUUUCCUGUCACGUAUAGUGAAGGAUGCAAGUGAAGUGGCUGCCUACGGAGAAGCAUCCCGGUCCGGAGAGGUCGGUUCAAAGAAGGUGAACCCGAGAAGCAGAGCAAGCGAAGGGUACAUUCACACCCAUGACGCGGCGGAGAGUAUAAGUUGGAGUCCGCCUGCGAAGGAGAGAAGGCCGUGUAGGAUCUGUGGAAGAGUAGAUCACCGAAUCCGUAACUGCGAGAGGUUCCGUAGACUCCACUACAGUGAGCGAUGGGAAGCGGUUCGCAGAUGGAAGCUAUGCCAGCUGUGUCUGAACGAGCACGGUACUGUCAGCUGCAAGUUGAAUUUUCGUUGCAACAUCGGCGGGUGCAAGGAGCGCCACAAUCCACUUCUGCAUCCACCGAGAUCAGUGGCUGGCUCGAACUGCAAUAUCCACGCUAUUCAACCAAAGCCAUCCGUUAUUUUCCGUAUGAUGCCUGUCACCCUGCACAGCGGAAUCUACUCGGUGAAUACCUUUGCCUUCCUGGACGAAGGUUCUUCCUAUACGCUGGUGGAGAACACGCUGAUCGACCGACUGAGAAUUCGUGGUGUAACGCAGCCACUACGAGUGACGUGGACCGCUGGAGUCUCACGAGUCGAGAAGGACUCGCAGUGUGUAAACAUGCUCAUUUCCGCUCGAGGAUCAGCGCAACGUUUCUUCAUCAAGAGUGCCCACACGGUGGAGAGUCUCAAGCUUCCGCAGCAUUCACUAGCUGUGUCGGAAGUGGUGAAGCAAUACAGCCACCUUCGAGAUCUGCCGAUCGCAGAUGUUCCCCAAACAACGCCACAGAUUCUGAUCGGGCUGAAGGAUAUCCAUCUUUACGCUCCGAUUGAAUCUAGGAUAGGCCGGCCGGAAGAGCCGAUAGCAGUCAGGUCGAAAUUGGGGUGGACUGUCUACGGACCGACCGGCGCGAAUGCCGCGGAAGGUGGAAUCGUCGGACAUCACGCUUGUAGCUCGGUAACUAACCAGGAGCUGCACGACCUGCUGAAGAGUCAGUACACUCUGGAAGAAUCCGGUAUUUCUGUGGCCUUGCUUCCCGAGUCAGAAGAAGACAGAAGAGCAAAAGAGAUUCUGAGGAAGACGACAAAAAGAAUAGGAGAUCGCUUCGAAACGGGACUGCUGUGGAAAAACGACUGCUCCGAGUUCCCAGAUAGCUACCUCAUGGCCGUUAAGCGGCUGAUUGGCCUGGAGAAUCGUCUCAGUAAAGAUCCCGAACUGUACGCCAAGGUGAGGACCAUGAUCGCCGACUAUCUAGUCAAGGGGUACGCACACAAGGCAACGUCGUCCGAGCUAGAAGCGCUAGGUUGCAGCAAAGUGUGGUACGUGCCACUGAAUAUCGUCUACAAUCCGAGAAAGCAGAAGUUUCGUCUAGUGUGGGACGCAAGAGCAGAAGUGAGAGGAGUAUCUUUGAACUCGAAGCUGCUGAAGGGGCCGGAUAUGCUGACCGCCUUGCCGGCGGUAAUUUGCAAGUUUCGUGAACGAGAAGUCGGAUUCGGGGCGGACAUAAAGGAGAUGUACCACCAGCUACGGAUCCGAGAAGAAGACAAACGAGCGCAGAGAUUUUUGUUCCGGAAUGAUCCAUCAGCGAAACCGGAAGUGUACGUGAUGGACGUAGCGACGUUUGGGUCUACGAGUUCACCGUGUUCAGCCCAAUACGUGAAGAACUGUAAUGCAAGAGAAUUUGCAGGGCAAUUCCCGGCGGCGGCGAAAGCCAUCGUCGAAAAUCACUACGUCGACGACUAUUUCGACAGUUCAGAUACAAUCGAAGAAGCAGUGGCACUUGCGAAGGAUGUGAGAUACGUCCAUUCCAAGGGCGGUUUUGAGUUGCGAAACUGGGUUUCCAAUUCCAGAGAGUUUCUGGAGGCCAUGGGAGAACGUAAGGAAAAUCAGUGCGUGCGUUUCGGUGAGGAUAAGGAGUCCGGCUCCGAGCGGGUGUUGGGGAUCGUGUGGAGCCCAGCAAACGACGAAUUUUCCUUUUCGACCAAGCUCAGGGAAGACCUGGUGCCUUUCCUGUCCGGCGAGCAGCUGCCGACAAAAAGGAUCGUGAUGAGCUGCGUGAUGAGCUUCUUCGACCCGUUGGGAUUACUCUCCGUGUUUACGUUCUACGGGAAGCUGCUGAUUCAGGAUUCAGGAAGUGGUACCAGUGGAUCAGGAGGCUUCCGGAAGUCGAGGAAUCUUCAGCUACACACAUUUGUGGACGCAAGCCAGGACGCGUACGGAGCAGCAACGUACAUCCGAAUUGAAACAGACGAGGGACCGAUAUGCUCGCUAGUAAUGUCAAGGUCGAAGGUAGCACCGUUGCAACACAUGUCCAUUCCCCGUUUGGAGUUGCAAGCAGCAACGCUAGGAGCGAGACUCGCCAAUUCCGUCGGCGAGAUUCUUACGUUAGAAGUCAAGCGUCGUUUCAUAUGGUCCGAUUCUAAGACCGUACUCUCGUGA